Molecule: messenger RNA, 1254 nt
Organism: Enhydra lutris kenyoni (northern sea otter)
Lineage: Eukaryota; Metazoa; Chordata; Mammalia; Carnivora; Mustelidae
Product: partner of NOB1 homolog
Exons: 7
Coding region: 62-820 (252 amino acids)
Cellular component (GO): nucleolus
Molecular function (GO): RNA binding
Source: RefSeq, a predicted model, not a curated record
GCGGUGCGGCGGCGCACGCGUUCGAGCCGGAAGCACAUGUCGGAGCUGGAGAUAACCGGGCAUGGAAACGGAGAUGGAGGCGCAGAGCGCCGGGGCCGAGGACGGGUUCACCCAAGUUACCCGCAAGGGUGGCCGGCGGGCGAAGAAACGGCAGGCUGAGCAGCUGUCCGCCGCGGGGGACGGCGGGGACGCGGGCCGCAUGGACACGGAGGAGGCCCGGCCCGCGAAGAGGCCCGUUUUCCCUCCCCUCGCCGGGGAUGGAUUCCUGAGUGGGAAAGAAGAAACAAGGAAAAUUCCAGUCCCAGCUAACAGAUACACGCCAUUAAAAGAGAACUGGAUGAAGAUAUUUACUCCUAUUGUAGAGCAUUUGGGACUUCAGAUACGGUUUAACUUGAAGUCGAGGAAUGUGGAAAUUAGGACUUGUAAAGAAACCAAGGAUGUUAGUGCGCUGACAAAAGCAGCUGAUUUUGUGAAAGCCUUUAUUCUUGGGUUUCAGGUGGAGGACGCACUUGCCCUCAUUAGGUUGGAUGAUCUCUUCCUAGAGUCUUUUGAAAUUACAGAUGUGAAACCCCUAAAGGGAGACCACCUGUCAAGGGCAAUAGGAAGAAUCGCUGGCAAAGGAGGAAAAACCAAAUUCACCAUAGAGAACGUGACACGGACACGGAUAGUUUUGGCUGAUGUGAAAGUUCACAUCCUUGGCUCUUUCCAAAACAUCAAGAUGGCAAGAACUGCCAUUUGCAACCUCAUCCUGGGAAAUCCUCCAUCAAAGGUUUAUGGCAAUAUCCGAGCUGUGGCUAGCAGAGCAGCAGAUCGAUUCUGAUUUCAAAUCAGAGACCUUUUGUCUUUGGACUCUAGAGAAAAAACCCUUGCUCUCUGCACAUGCUUAUAAGAAACCACACAAAGAAUUUUUCAGUCACGUUAAGCCUCCGUCGCUUCUUCUGUUCUCGGCCAGAAGCAUCAACAGAAAGGUUUGAUAAUAUUCACAUGCAGCAACUUGAGGAUAAUUCCCCUAUAUGAAUUUAUUAUCAUUAUUGUACUUAUACAUUAAUUAUAAUUUGUCACUUCAUUUUAUGAUGAGAUCGGGCGCGUUCAGGGUGGUAUGGCCAUAGACUGUCACUUCAUUUUAAAUAAAAGAUUUACAGUUUAUAAUUCUACUGAGAAACUUGUUUAAACAGUCCUAUAUGAAUUUAUUUAUAAAUUUAUAACUUUUUAUAAAUUUAUAAACAUUUCUUGUCUAUGGAGUAUAAUUAAAAC